Molecule: messenger RNA, 1229 nt
Organism: Carassius carassius (crucian carp)
Lineage: Eukaryota; Metazoa; Chordata; Actinopteri; Cypriniformes; Cyprinidae
Exons: 4
Coding region: 275-574 (99 amino acids)
Source: RefSeq, a predicted model, not a curated record
CAGGAACUUAUAAUAUGGAAUAAAAGCAGGGCAUGAAGAGUCGCACGGGAAUACCGUGGUUUUGUUUUGUUUGGUUUAGAAUGUUUGUUUUUUUGUUUUAUUUUAAUAAUACUUGUACAGAUACCUCAGUGGUAGAUGAAUAAAAGUUACCGCCUUUGACUGCUUAAUACAAUGGGUUAUUGAAUUUGCAUAUUGAUCCAUAUGGGAGUUUGGGGCGGACUACAUUGAUUCAUCAAGUGUUGAAGAAUUAAAGUUCAGUACUGUAAAAUAACCAAUGGAUUGCAUAAGUCCCAUGCAGAAUAAGAGAAGACAUAGUGGAGAGCUGGAACAGCUGCACAACCAGCCGAAAAGGCUGUGUAUUGGACUGGGAGGCUGUGGCCGGGUUGAAAAUGGUGCGGUGAUGGAAGCUCCAAUGGACACGUGGGAGGGCCAAAAUCACAGCCCUCAAAAUGAACAGAGCGCCAGCGUCCCUGGCAUGCAGGUGUUACCCGCCCCAGAACGCGGUGCAGGACAGUAUUGCCCCAGGUGUAUGGCGGGUGAACCUGGGCAUAUAAACCACAUCAUGAGAUAUUGAUCAGCGUUGCCGAUGACUCCUGGAGAAAAUGAAUCGACUGAAUAAACGGCCAAUUCAGAGAAGCAAUCUGCAGUUUAUUCAUACCAUGUGGGUUUUUCCCCGCAUGCUUUGUGCCUUCCAUGCAUUUUCCAACUGGCCUCACCGUCCUACAGUAGUACCUAAUAGUGUUUCGUAGCAAUGAGGUUCACAUUACCAAGAACACUCCAGUGGUAAAAAAAAAAGGGGCCAUGAAUGAUGGUUUAGAUCACACUUUUAAUAUUGACAUUUUUGCACUGUCCAUUUUUUCAGUGUUGCAUGGUCAUGAUUUUCAAGAAGGAAUUACUGCUGUUAAUGCAAUGUUAGCAAAGUCUGUGAAACUAAGUGCACAAAUAAUUUCUUUUAUACAAUUUUUCUAAAAAAAAAAAUAUUUCACAUGUAGAUUUUAUUUUUAAGAAUGUGCGGGGCUUACCAUUUCAGUUGCUUUUCAUUUGGUAGUUAAAUGUCCAGAAAUGUACGUCAGGAUCUUUUUAAGGUCAUUUUUGUCUUAUCUCAAAUAGAUUUGUCUUUUGUUUUGUUUCCUUUAUAAAAUACGUUUCAGUGUAUUCAGUGAUUUAACCUAUUUAUAUCCUUUAUAAACCAAUCCAUAAUAUUUUGCAUAAAGUCUAAUUUGAUUAAA